Amoebophrya sp. A120 is the source of this 694-nucleotide messenger RNA. The record is from the annotation of a GenBank genome assembly. Lineage: Eukaryota; Dinophyceae; Syndiniales; Amoebophryaceae.
GACGGACGGGGCAAGCGCAAGAACUACAUCCUCUACCACUUCCGCGACGUCUUUGACCCCAGUGGUCGAACCUCUCGCCCUGUUGGAAAAAAACCUGCAGGAACGGUGGCGGGCGGGGACAACAAUAUCAAGCAGUUCGAGUUGUAGACCUUUGUGGAUCCGGUUUCAGGUCCAGCCGGUGCGGAAGGUAUUGACGCUUGCGAAGAAAAUAUGCAAGAAAAAAACUAUGUGGGUGUAAGUCUGUGAUGCAGAAAUAAAUGCAAAACUGUUACACUUGUCAUGCUGGAUCCGCGUCAUAGGCUACGUUCAGUACGUGUUUCCACGUACUAGCUGCGCAUGACAGAUUUUCCCUGUAAUGCAAAACGAAUUUGUGAUGCUGCUCUUCCUUACAAAGUUACACUAGCACAGUUUUUUUCUUGGAUAGAAAGCGGACAAAUUCCCGUUUUCCUACCUCCACCGCAAUGACCCGUCGCAGUUUGAGGAGAGCAUGAGCAGUGCUGCAUCUAGUAGUAGAGUUGCGUUUAACAGUUCUCAUGGGGAACAAGAAGUACAAAUAGACAGAGACACCAGAGAACGCGAGCUGUUACAGUUGCAAGCGUUGCACGGAAACCGUGUUUUUUCUGCGUCCGUUGAACAGCAGCAGCUACGGGCAAGAAAUAGUAACGAUGAAAAGAAAGAGAAUAUUAAAGACGGC